Molecule: messenger RNA, 2417 nt
Organism: Eutrema salsugineum
Lineage: Eukaryota; Viridiplantae; Streptophyta; Magnoliopsida; Brassicales; Brassicaceae
Product: protein MAIN-LIKE 2
Exons: 6
Coding region: 210-2231 (673 amino acids)
Biological process (GO): meristem maintenance; meristem development
Source: RefSeq, a predicted model, not a curated record
GGGGCAUUAUCCCUUACGACGAGGAAGCCGUCGUUUUGAGGGUUUUUAUUUCUUCGCACCGUUCGUAUUACUAUUCCCUGUGAUCUCUUCUUCAAAGUGCUUUUUCUUGUCUCCGCUCUUUUUUUUUAAUCUUAGUCCGUCGUCGUUUUGAAUCAUUCAAAGUUCGUCGUCUCUGUUCCGCGCUGUUUUUCUGGUGAGUGUUGACACUGAUGGACGCAUUAACGAAUCCUGGUCCACUUAAGGACAUUGUACUUUAUGAUCAAGAGAAACAUGUCUCCUCUGCUGUUUGGGAUGGCCAGGAGCGAGGGGCUUUGAGGUGUCAUGAGCACACGUCGAAGUUGAGUGAGUGGAAGCUUAGUUCAAAGCAGAUUGAAUUGGUGGAGAGAGCCGGUUUCGGGUAUUUGAGACGUAUCCCUGCCAUUAGUCUCGAUAACCCUCUGAUCUCUGCGUUGGUCGAGCGAUGGAGGAGAGAGACCAACACCUUCCACUUCACUAUUGGGGAAAUGACUGUGACUCUUGAGGACAUUGCCCUGUUAUUAGGGUUGGGGAUUGAUGGUAAACCUGUGAUUGGAGUAACUUAUACGACUUGUUCUGCGGUGUGUGAGAGGUACUUAGGUUUGGCUCCGGAUUCCAAUUACGCUAGUGGUGGGAUGGUGAAGCUUAGCUGGUUGAAAGAAAAUUUCUCUGACUGUCGUGAAGACGCGUCUUUUGAAAAAGUUGAGCGCUAUACACGGGCUUACCUCUUGUACUUAGUAGGGAGUACCAUCUUCUCUACUACAACUGGAAACAAGGUGCCUGUUAUGUAUCUUCCGCUGUUUGAGGAUUUUGAUGAUGCUGGAACAUUUGCGUGGGGAGCAGCUGCUUUGGCUUUCUUGUAUAGAGCACUUGGGAAUGCUUCUGUUAAAUCCCAAAGCACUAUAUGUGGUUGCUUGACGCUGUUACAGUGUUGGAGUUACUAUCACUUAAACAUUGGCCGGCCAAAGCUGAACCGUGAACCAGUCCAUGAUCAUUUCCCAUUUGUGCUUAGGUGGAAGGGGAAGCAGAAUGGUCCAACAGCAAACCGUGAUGUGGUCUUUUACCGGAAAGCGUUGGACGUCUUGAAGCCAUGUGAUGUGGAAUGGCUGCCGUAUGAGAAUAUGGAUGGUAGAUACAUACCCGAACAUAUUAGAAACUCUCUGCAGUUGGGUAGAUCGAGAACAAUGCUGAUAUCUUUUGACAAGGCGGAGAGACACCUGCCUGAUCGCUGUCUCAAACAGUUUGGCUUGUUUCAAGGCAUCCCUGAAGAUGUGCAAAGGUGGGUAAGAAAGUCCAGGGGAGUUGAUGGAGGUGUUGACCUGUCUGUUAAAAUGGAAGCAGAGCUAAGCGAGUGGGAAAUGCGGUGGGACAACAUUGUUCCUGAUGAUGUUCUUGGUGUUGAUGAAGCAGACUACAUGAGGUGGUAUUCAGGAAUCACACGCAAGAUUGUAGGAAGGCCCAUCUCUCUCUCAAGCGAGUUUCAAAGAACGAUUUUAAAUGUGAGGGAUAUAUUGGAAUUGGCUGAGAAUUUUCCAACACAUGAUUUGGAUCUUGAAAGAGGCAACAUGGUUUCAAGAAUUAUCAGCCUUGCGCAAGAUUGCUUGAGAGAUCAAGUCGGAGUAACGUCUGCUGGAACAGAAAACCAGCAGCAGAUAGAACUUGGGAAAAGGAUGCGAGGUAAAGAGAGGGUGAGAAGGAAAGGGAUGGGAAAGAGAAGGAAAGGUAUUGAUCCAAUGGAAGACUAUGGAGGUAGUGAAGAUGAAUCUCAGUUUGGUCCUGUGGUUGAGGUUGGUCAGUUGCAUUUACCACUUAGCCAUGCAAAUUCGGUGUACGAUGGAACACACUUGUACGAUCCUGUCACCAAAGUUGAUGACAUGGAGCUUUGUGACAACAUCCCUCAAUUGCCAGAAGCUCAUGACAUUUUGCUGGAGGAUACAAACAAGUGUGUUGAGGACAAUAAGCUACACGAGGAGAUUGGUACAAGCAAUGUCAUGAACUGUGGGGAGGGCCUCGAGGAGGAACUUCAUGAGGGCUAUGAUGUGAAGAAAGAAGAUAAAGAUUCGAAGGUUGAGGACGAUGAUGCAGCAAAGGGGAUUAGUGAUGUGAAUGGUGAAGAAAACGGAAACAGAGAGGAAGAAGAUGGAACAGAGAUGGGAGAAAAUGUUGCAGGGUCGUCUUCUCUUGAAAGAAGAGAAGAGAACACUUUGGUGGCUUGAUAAAGAAUGGCUACAGAGGAAGUUAAGUUAGUUGUUCUGUUUCUUGUUUUUUGUUUAUUUUCGUUUAACUUCUUGUUCCGCAUUUUCUAAAGAACUGUCUUUUUUAAAAAAGUAUGUUAAAUUUUUCUGUAGAAGAGGUUACAGAAGAUUGGUAGAGGAAGUAUGAAACAGCAGUUUUUUAAGUAA